Molecule: messenger RNA, 1975 nt
Organism: Colletotrichum navitas
Lineage: Eukaryota; Fungi; Ascomycota; Sordariomycetes; Glomerellales; Glomerellaceae
Product: PX domain-containing protein
Exons: 2
Coding region: 267-1703 (478 amino acids)
Biological process (GO): protein transport; piecemeal microautophagy of the nucleus; reticulophagy
Cellular component (GO): phagophore assembly site; early endosome
Molecular function (GO): phosphatidylinositol binding
Source: RefSeq, a predicted model, not a curated record
UUCCCCCACCACUGCCGCCGACACUUCCAGCCCAUUGUCCGGCAAACAAGUCGCUCUUUCCGCCCAUCUCCCAUCCGUCGCGACAAGACGAUCUCAAGGCUUCAAGACUUGCAUCUUUGUCAGCAAGUAAACCCGAUUUUUGAAUUAAUUUAUUGCCGUUCUGCCGAGGUCCACCGCGCGAUCCACAAUCUCACUUUCCCCGACACAGCCAGCGACACCUCCGAUCACAACUACGACGCAACCCCACGUCCACCCAGCUGGACGCCAUGGCGGUUAUCGACCCGCACCAAGAUGACUUCUCCAAUGUGUCCUGGAACACGGAUGAGCACACCGCCGCCGAGAGCUCUAGCUCAGUAACUGCGACUGAAUAUGACGACACCGAAAGGAACGGACACAAUGCCUACGAAAGCGAUGCACCCGGCACCAAUGGCCGGGAGGUAUUGGAUUGUGUCGUCUCUGAGCCUCUCAAGGAGAACGAAGGCUCCAAGGACACCUUUGUCUCUUAUUUGAUCACCACUAAUACCACAUUCCCUUCCUUCCAAAGAUCGCAAACGACAGUUCGCCGGCGAUUCACCGACUUUGUUUUCUUGUAUAAGACGCUGAGCAGAGAUUACCCGACCGCCGCAGUCCCCCCCCUUCCCGACAAGCAGCGUAUGGAGUAUGUCAGUGGCAAUCGCUUCGGGCCGGAUUUCACCAACCGUCGAGCGCAUUCGCUACAGCGCUUCCUCACCCGUCUUUCCCUUCAUCCCGUCCUUCGGCGAGCCGAUAUCCUCCACAUCUUCCUCGAGAGCCCGGACUGGAACGCCACCAUGCGCAGUCGCAGUACCAGAGGAUCUACAAGCAGCGAUGCCGGAAGCAGCGGUGUGUUCGACAACCUCACCGACAGCUUCCUCAACGCCUUCACCAAGGCACACAGGCACGACAAGCGGUUCCUCGAGGUUAGAGAACGAAGCGACAGGCUUGACGAGGACUUGGCCCACAUCGAGAAGGUGGUAGCACGGGUGGCUCGGCGGGAGAAUGACCUCGAACUGGACUUUAAGGACCUGGCGGAGCAGUUCCAGAAGCUCAUCACGCUUGAGCCUGGCGUCGAGAACGAAGUCAGGCAUUUCGCGAACUCGAUCGAGGAUACUGCCCUGGGCCUGCGCAAGCUCAAGGACGUCACCGAUGGGGACUAUCUGGGCAGUCUCCGGGACAUGCAGGCCUACAGCACAGCUUUGAAGAGCCUCCUGAAGGCCCGCGAGCAGAAGCAGGUGGACUAUGAGCAGCUCACAGAGUACCUCAACAAGAACACCGUCGACAGAGAUCUACUUCAGUCCGGCCAAGGUUCGGGUGGCUUGUCGGGUGCCAGUGGCAGACUGAUGCGCAAACUCGAGGAUGUGCGCGGAGUCGAUCACGAGCAGGCUCGCCGCGAUCGCCAAAGAAAACUGGAGAUGAAUAUUGACAAGCUUACCACGGAAGCGGAACGGGCCAAGAAGACAAGCGAGAUGUUUGACGACGAGGUAGUUAAAGAGGUGGCCGACUUUGAGCGGAUCAAGCGGGUCGAGUUCAAGAAGCAGCUCGGCGGUCUUGCCGACUCUCAUAUUGAGUUCUACGACGAGGUCAUUGAGAUCUGGGAGGGGUACGUCAAUGCGAUGGAGAAGGCGGGCGUGUCGAGAACGCGCAGCACUGGAGUUGAGCCUCACGGUCGACCUUUGGAGGACUAGAGGGCCGUGUUCUGAACUAGGAGAGGGUAAGCGAAAGCCAUGGUUUUAUGUGAUUUAUUCGACAAUGAAACACUGAGUGAAGUUGAUCCCCAAUGAAAGGGGGGACUGGUUGUUAGCACAAUAUCACUUUCGGAUGGCACCGAGCUUGACAGUGUAUGGAGGAGCGGACCAUGCAAGUGGAGGGAGGAUUGGACGCCAGUCAAGUAGAACUGGAGAUGAGCUUAAGAUAGGUUUAAGGAACGUGAUUAACGAACUAAUACGUUUUUGGCAUG